Molecule: messenger RNA, 3812 nt
Organism: Pelagomonas calceolata
Lineage: Eukaryota; Pelagophyceae; Pelagomonadales; Pelagomonadaceae
Source: the annotation of a GenBank genome assembly
CACGCAGACCGGCGCGCGCGCAUUGCCUCCGCUGUAGCACCUGAGCAGUCGCGCGGUCAUCGACAGAGAGAUUUGAAACUAAACUCUCUGUUGCCGCCGUUUCAAACGCCGCCGAGGCGCGUGCGCUGAGCUCUAGGCACCGAGCCUGCCUCGCUGCCGGCAGCAGCGCUGCGAGACGCGGCGGCGCGCACCGCGAAUCAGAAACAAUGGGCCGCCGCCGCCGCGACCGCUCGCGCAGCAGAAGUAGAGACCGCUCUAGAAGAGAUCGCUCGAGACGCGACCGGAGCCGGAGCCGCGACCGCAAAAGGAGACGACGAGACAGCCCGACUGCCCAAGAUGCGUCGACGGGCUGGGUCUCGCGCCAGUACGACACGAUGAAAGAUAGUGAAAAUCCCUUCGCGAAGGCCCAACGAGAGGAGAAGGAAGCUAAACAAAGAUUAGAAUCACGCAAACGAAGGAAGUCCCCCUCGCCUCCGCAAGACGAUUCGACAGCCGAUAAGGCGAAGGCCGUGGCCGAGAUGAUCUCGGCGCGCUUGAAGGCGAACGCGCCGAAGACCGCCGAGGAGUUGGAAGCCGAGAGAGCCCUCGAACGCGAAGCGGAGGCGCGUCGCGUCGAGGAGGAGGCUAGGGCGCGCAAGGAACGUAUCGAGUCCGGUCGCAAGAAGGUUAUUGAGGAGGUCGUGGAAGAGAAGAAGGCGUCCUGGACGUUGGGGGAGAACGCGGAAGGCGCCGAUGCCGAAGGCGUCGACGACGACGACGACGACAUCCUCAACGAGUUCACGGACGUGUCCCAAUCAACGGUCGUCGAAGAGACCACGGCCUCGAUCAAGGAGUCCGCCGCGUUACUGAAGCAGAAACGGUUCCAGAACAAGUCUUCCGCUGUGAAGGACUUCCUGCCUGCCACCACUACCAGUGAUGAUCCAUUGGAAGGUUUUCUGGCAUCGUUCACCACAGAAGGCACGGAAAGCCCGAUGCCUUCCGAGAUUGACUUGCAGCGAGCUAGGAGUGACCCACUAGCGUCGGCGUUCGACGCGCCGCAGCGACGGUCGAACGCCAUCACGUUGGAUGAGAUCCUGGCCGGCGAGUCGGGGCGCGGUGGCGGCUGGGAGAGUGAUAGUGUUGUCUCUGCUUCAGAGGAGCCUCCUGUCAUUUACGACGAGGAUGAAAGUGAUGAAGAGGACCUCACGACGCGGGAGCGCGUACAACAGGUCCAGCAGGACGCCCUGGAAGUGCAACAGCAAGAACAGGCUCGCAAGAAGGAUUUAGGAAGGUGUUUUAACGACGAGGGCGACGUCAUGGAGGAAAAAGAGAGAAAAAAGGCCGAGAAAAGUGCCUUGGAAGUUUUUGCGGAGCAGUUGCGGCGGAAGGAAUUGAAAACUAUAGACCACGCGUCGCAGGACUACCUCAAAAUACGGAAGAAUUUUUAUGUGGUGCCCCGACACCUCGCAAAGCUAUCCUCUGAUGAGAUUGCUGAAAGGCGAGAAGCUGAUGAAACCAAGGUGCGGGGCAAGGGCUGUCCGCCGCCCGUGACGACGUGGGGCGAGUGCGGCCUGCCGGAUCGCGUCCACACCAAAGUGUUGGAAGCGUUUGGGGACGAUAGUGAACCCUUUCCUAUCCAGAAGCAGGCUCUGCCGGCGCUGAUGUCGGGUCGCGACGUUAUUGGCAUUGCAAAAACGGGCUCUGGGAAGACGCUAGCUUUUGCGCUGCCAUUGCUGCGACAUGUCUCGGACCAACCACCUGUGAUAGAUGGGUCCGAGGGCCCUGUAGCUUUGAUAUUAGCCCCAGCUAGAGAGCUAGCUCUGCAAAUAUACCGGGAAACAAAACGCUUCGCUUCUGUAUUAGGUUUAAGGUGUACGGCCGUCUACGGCGGCGCGCAAGUAGCCCAGCAAAUCGCGGACCUCAAGAGAGGUGCGGAAGUUGUUGUGGCGACACCGGGCCGCUUGAUCGACAUCUUAACCAUGCAGCAGGGCCGCUUGAUCGCGUUGUCGCGCGUGUCGUUCGUCGUCCUCGACGAGGCCGACCGCAUGUUCGACAUGGGGUGCGAGACCUGUGUGGAAACUUCAAGUGGUCUCUACGCGGUCGCGUGGAUCUCUCGGAGGUCGUGUCCGAGUUUCGCGAGACGCGAAUAACUCCCAGAGUUAACGUGGUCGCCGCGACGGCGUCGGGGCGACGCGGCAUCGCCUCGACGCCAUCGACGCGGCCGCAUGAUUACCUCACUCACGGGUCGAUGUCCACGCAGGUUCGAGCCCCAAAUCGCGAUGGUGUUAAGGAACGUGCGGCCCGAUCGACAGACGGCGCUGUUCUCGGCGACGUUUCCGAGGGCCGUGGAGCAAUUGGCGAGGAAAGCCUUGCAGCAUCCCCUGGAGAUUGUUUGUGGUGGGAAGAGUGUAGCCUCGGACACCGUCGACCAGUAUGUGGAGGUGCGGCCGGAGCAGACCAAAUUCAUGCGUCUUCUCCAGCUCCUGGGCGUCUGGUUCGAGCGAGGCUCUACCUUAGUGUUUGUGGAUACGCAACUCAAGUGCGAUUCUAUAUAUGAGCAAUUGGUGAAGGCGGGCUAUCCCUCGCUCUCCUUACAUGGCGGGAAGGAACAAGAUGAUAGGGCUUCCACCAUCAAGGAUUUCCAGGACGGUGUCGCUACGGUCUUAGUAGCGACGUCUGUGGCUGGCCGAGGCUUAGAUGUCCCCGCAAUAUCAUGUGUGGUGAACUACUCGUGCCCCAACCACUUGGAAGACUACGUCCAUCGCGUCGGUAGGACAGGUAGGGCAGGUAGGAAAGGCACGGCGUAUACGUUCCUCGACCCACAGACGGAGGACGCGUACGCUCCUAUUCUCAAAAAAGCCCUCACCCAAGCGAAGCGCCAAGUCCCGCCCGAAUUAGAUCAACUAGCGAAGAAGUUCGUCGACAAGACGAAGACCGGUGAAAAAAAAUGGGCGCCCUCCGGCUUCGCGGGCCGCGGUUUUAAAUUUGAUGAGGAUGAACUUGAUGAUGAGAAACAGCGCGCCAAGGCGCAGCGCAAGCUCAUGGAGUCGGAGAUGGGUUUGGUGGUUGCGGAGUCUCAUCUAGAUGACGACGAGGGGCCCGAGAAGGAAGCGCCUGCGCCGGCGCCCGCUAAGGAGCCGGACGUGCCGGCCCUAGCGCCGGACCAACUUGCUACUUCGUUAGCGGCGUCUGCGGGUGCCGCUUUGCCGAACGCCGUCACACGAGCACCGCAAGCCGCUCAGGCUGCUGUUGCUGGUGUGGUUCCUCAGCUCGCCGCCAACGUGUCCGAUCUGUCUCACUUGAGUCCUGUGGAACGCGCGAAAGCAUUAGCAGCGAGGUUUGGACGGGUACCUAUCGUGGCGGCGCGGCAGGCCGCCCCGGCGGCGUCGCCGCACGACGCUGCUUUAGCUCGCGCUCGAGCCUUAGCUGCGGGUAUGACUGGCGCCCCUGCAUCAACAGCUCCUGUAUUAACACCCGCCCAGAUCAGUGGAGAGACGGCGUAUGACGAACUGGACAUCAACGACUACCCGGGCGAGGCGCGAUUGCGCGCGACCAAUAGAGAUGUAUUACUGCGCGUCCAGGAGGAGACGGGUGCGGCUCUUAUUAACAGAGGCGUCUUCGUCGCGCCGGGCACGCAACCACCACCGGGCCAGCGACGGCUCUACUUAGCGAUAGAAGGCCAGGACGCGCGCGCCGUCGCCCUGGCCAAAGCCGAGAUGAAGCGCGUGCUCAACGAGGAGACGCUCAACCUCGCGGCGGGCGGGUCGCGGUCGCAGUCGGCGAUGGCGAACUACGGGAAGUACUCACUGGUCUAAUUCUUGUUUUAGGUUUUA